Mangifera indica (mango) is the source of this 2297-nucleotide messenger RNA. RefSeq lists its product as uncharacterized. The transcript has 5 exons. Bases 313 to 1767 code for a protein of 484 amino acids. Lineage: Eukaryota; Viridiplantae; Streptophyta; Magnoliopsida; Sapindales; Anacardiaceae. The record is from RefSeq and is a predicted model, not a curated record.
UAAAUUUAAAAAAAAUAAAAAUGAGAGAGAAUAAAUUCACCACUCAAUCACUGCAGCCUAAAGUGGCUCUUCUGUUUGAAUUUUAUUUCUUUUUGGUUUUUACUUAAACUUGGCACAACUAAUUGUAGAAGUAGCCAUAAUAGAGUAAUACCACCAAAAAACAAUAAUUUCUGGAGAAUUGAAGAGAAAGAGGGGAGUUUUGGUUCUGUUUUGUUCGUCAUAUGUGCACCAUUAACCCUUGUCUUUCAUUUCCAUCUUCUUCUUUGUUUUUAAUCCGACUACUGAGAGAAGCUCAACCCAGAUGCUCUUUCAAUGGGGAAAAAUGACCGAACUCUGCCCCAACGCCAGUCUCUUGACAAUUCUAAUUUGCCUUCGUCUGGGUUCUGCUGUGAGAGAUGUUCGGUAUUGUUUUCAGUGAUUUCACGGGAGUUUAGUCUCAAAUGCGUCGUUGUUUUACUUUUCAGUUUAUCUGUUUUUCUCUCCGGGAUCUUCUGGAUCCUUCCCUUUCACAAUUUAUUAUCUGGGUUUGAUGCGAAAGAUGCAAUUAAAUUCAGUGCAACAGUUCAGGCAUACUUCAGAUUGGAGAUACCAGUUUCAAAGCUUGUUCCACAUAUAGAAAGAUUAGAGUACGAUCUUUAUGAGGAAAUAGGUGUCCCAGAUGCAAAGGUGGCUAUCCUAUCUAUGCAUCAAUCAGGUGCUUCAAAUUGGACUGAUGUGGUAUUUGGUGUUCUUCCUGAUCCAAUAAAUGCUCCAAUAAAUCCUGUGUACCUAAGUGUGCUUAAAUCAUCUUUAAUUGAGUUGUUCCUUCAGCAAUCCAAUCUGACUUUGACAACGUCAAUUUUCGGGCAGCCUUCUAUGUUUCAGAUUUUGAAGUUUACGGGAGGGAUCACUGUAAUUCCUCUGCAAGCUACUUCCAUUUGGCAGAUGCCACAGAUUCUAUUUAAUUUUACUCUUAAUAAUUCCAUAUCUGACAUAGAGGCCAACUUUGUUGAGUUGAGGGAUCAGUUGAAGUCUGGAUUGCGUCUGAAUUAUCAUGAGAGUGUGUAUGUUCAAGUAACAAACACAGAGGGCUCCACAAUUGCUCCACCAGUCAUACUUCAGGCUUCAGUCUUGUCGGAUCUGGGGAGCCUUCUGCCUCAGAGAUUGAAGCAAUUGGCUCAAACAAUCACAGGCUCUCCAGCUAAGAAUCUUGGCCUUAAUAAUUCAGUAUUUGGUAAUGUUAGAAGUGUUGUCUUAUCUUCUUAUUUGAAUGGUACACUUGAUGGAACUUCUCCAACUCCUUCACCAGCCCCAUCCUCAGAACCAUCAAUUUCCCUAUCUCCUGCCCAUUCUCAUUAUUCUCGAGCACCCUCACCUAAAGUUAAUCACUAUCCCCCCUGUUUAAAUUGUGAAGUUUCUUUUCCACCUGAUUCUGGUGAUCUCUAUUCACCAAGCCCUGAAAGUGCCCCCUCUCCUGCACCUUCAGUUGCAGUUACUGACCCAUGUUAUCGUCCCAUUUUUCCUCCAAGCUCUUCACAAACAUUUAAUCCUAACCCUGCUCAUUCACCCCCAGUGCGUUCACCACAGUUGGCUCCUCGUCUGUCACCAUUGCCUGCAGUAUCUUAUGGUUCUAGUCCAGGCCAUGACUUGGGAAGUGCAACAGCCUCAGUCUCCCCAUCACUUGCACCAUCUCCAUCGUCUUCAGCGGUUGGUCGUUUCUUCAAGGAGAUCUGGUUAUUUGGAUUUUCUGGACUCCUUUUUUUUUAUAUCCUUUGUUUGUCAUACUGACAACACACACCUCAUUCUCCUAAUAACCCUAAACGGUUUUUCACCAUAAAGCACAAUGACAUUAGAACACCGAGUUUUAUUCUGGAGGGAAUGGCAGAAACUCUUGCGAAAAAGUUUCUCCAGUUUUUCAUUUUUCCCUGUUCAGCUUCUAGUAGUCAAUCAACAUAAGUGUAAAUGAAGUAGAACCAGGUCAAAGCCAAAAAGAUGGCAGGCCACUCAGCUCACUUAAGUGUUUGCCAUAUCAAACGUGAACAUGAGGUAUGUUCUUCCCAAAGGGAACAAAUUUCUUUGCAGAUUUUAGAAGAAUCUUCAUCUUGUGUAGUGAUUUAUGUGUCAUAAUAUGAAGGUUCUCCCUGUAUAUCUGCAAUUUUUGGUGGAAAGCAAAACAUGUCAUGCAGAAUGGAAUAUGAACUAGCAUCAUAAAUUGCUAACCAAAAGAUGGAUACUUGUACAUAUAAAUUCAGCAUCUGAAUUUUUUUCUUUCUUUGAGCUAUUUGAUGAAUAAAUUAGAUGUGGUCAUCUUUUUCUCA